AUGUAUGCAGAGACAUUUGAUGUAAAAGAUAAGCAUGCAAGAAUACAUUCCGAAAACAUUGAUGAAAUUCGAAGUAUUGAAAAUUCAAGCAUUGAGGUAGUAAAUGGAAGUGAAAGAAGUAGUGAUUCCGAAAGGCAAAUAGAUGUCAUCACUAGAUGUGAAAGUGGUGAGAAUAGUUAUUCUGUGACACAUAUCAAUGGAACCAAAAGCUUGUCUUCAUCGGGUAGAAGCUCUUCGUCAGAAUCAUCAUCGGAUGAUUUCUAUCGGUUGGAUGCGUCUGAACUUGCAUUGAAAUCUGAGAAACUUUAUGUUUCUAGUUUUGAGAGUUCUGUGAAAUCUGAGACGAGUUAUGUUUCUAGAAGUGAGAGCUCGGAGAAAUCUGAGAAAGGUUAUGUUUCUAGUAGCGAGAGCUCUGAGAAAUCUGAUGUUGAUAAUAGUCCUACAGCUCCAACAUCAACAUAUCAAGUUUACAAUUUGGCCUAUAGCGAAAAGGAUAUGUUACCUACCAUAAACCCUCCUAUCCAAGUGAUGGAUCGAUCGGGAAGAAUUGAUUCUAGCAGGAUUCCGUCUUCGGUGUUUGAUGGAAAUAAUAGUAGUAAUGGACAUAGUCCAUUGGAAUGGAGUAUUGCUUCUAAUGAAUCACUGUUUAGUAUUCAUAUAGGCCACCAUAGUUUUAACAGAGGCAAUACCUUUAAGGUUGGUGAAUUACAUGUGCCACAAGAAUUGACGAAAUCUGAUGAGUUAACUAUGUUUAACCGACUUCCAUCAGUUACUAUAGAGGAGAUAGACACUGCCAGCCAAAAUGCUGACAUUGAGAAGAUGGAAAAGUCUGAUGAAUCUUUCAAGUUCAAACCAAAGCCAAGUGAAGACCAAAAUGACAUAAAGACUCUUCAUCAAUCUGCAAGCAACAUUUCUUCUAAGUCAAGUGUGACGAGUCCCUCCAGCGAGAGUGGAGCCAGGGGACACUCUUUUGUUCCAUUAAAGAAGCGUUCACGGCGAUUGUGCUUCGGUUGUAACUGUAGUUGGGCAUUCUGCCACCAUAAUUGGCCGACAUGCUUCCAGUAUAAAUGGCCCACCUGCUGCCUCGCAUGGCCAAGUUGCCGGUGUUCAUGUGGUUGGUUGUUAUGCGGUUAUUGCAACGGUGGCCGAGUCUGCCCUAUUUUGACUGAAACAACAGAGAGGAAUAGUUUUAUGAAGACAAAUACUCCUAGUCCUAGAAAGCAUUCAUAUAAUGAAGAAUCAGAAACAACAAGCAGCUCCGAUUCCAGUUUCUGGUAUUGUUUCAAAUCUGAACAAGCAUGUGAUGUUUGUUCCAACUCAAGUUGUAAUUGUUGCAGUUGGUUCUAUUGCUUUUCUUGUCCUUCUUGUACAUGUAAGCUUUCUUGCACAAAAUGCAAAAGUUGGUGUUAA
Vicia faba (fava bean) is the source of this 1410-nucleotide messenger RNA. The record is from the annotation of a GenBank genome assembly. NCBI's taxonomy places the organism in Eukaryota, Viridiplantae, Streptophyta, Magnoliopsida, Fabales, Fabaceae.